Molecule: messenger RNA, 2545 nt
Organism: Pyricularia grisea
Lineage: Eukaryota; Fungi; Ascomycota; Sordariomycetes; Magnaporthales; Pyriculariaceae
Exons: 4
Coding region: 1-1464 (487 amino acids)
Biological process (GO): regulation of DNA-templated transcription
Source: RefSeq, a predicted model, not a curated record
AUGUUGGCCUCGUCACGCCAGCCUCGUCACGCGUUUGUUGAGCACCACCACCAGCUUUCCUCGUCCACCCUUCACCGGUCAAGCUCCCCACAGACGGGAACUUUACGCCAAGACGCGACCACCCCGACACUUGCAACGUCUGUAGGUCCAUCCAUGGAUCGCAGCGCGUCGGAUUACUCGCAGUCAGGUUUGCCUUCGCCCUAUCCUAGCAACUGCGGCGACAACCAGUCUGAGGCCCAAUCUGUGACCGUAGACACCUCGUCUGCUGCGCAAUACAACGCAUCUGCGCAGCAAGAAGUGCGUUCGAACAACCCAGGCAACUACUCGGCCUCUGCGACACCCACGUCCGAGUACGGCGUCUACCCAGCUUCGGCGCGGUCGAGUUCCUUUCCGGACCACCUCCAACAGAGAUCAUACCACCCGGCCAGCAAUCAUAGCGGCAGCAGUGGAGGUAUGGCGCAAACACCAACAAGUCCGUCCGCAUCCCUGCCUCAGGAUGCACGUCAUCGCAGCUACCCAGCUGUCCACCAACGGGAUAUCAAGUCUGACUCGGGAGGUGCACCCAUAGAUCCAUCCAUCGCCGCUCCUAGCCCAACGUACGGGGCUCCCGCCCAAUACUCGCCGUACGGGCCCCCUUCGCAAGACAUGUCGCACGGUUACGCGCAUCCCGGUAGCAACCUGUAUGCCCAGCCGCGACCAGAUUGGUCUGGGUAUGGGCAGCAGCACGGUGCUCCGCUGACCCCCGGCCAUCACGUCUUUCCACAAACGCCAACCUCGGCACCGCCUCAGGCGCGACCUAACCAGGUUUACUCUUUCGUGCCAAUACCCGGCGCGCAACAACACAAACGCCCCAGGCGACGAUAUGAAGAAAUUGAGCGCAUGUACAAGUGUGGAUGGCAAGGUUGUGAAAAAGCCUAUGGCACGUUAAACCAUUUAAACGCCCAUGUGACGAUGCAGUCGCAUGGCCAGAAGCGCACUCCAGAAGGCAAGUUACUCCCAUUUUCCAUUCAAAGUUCAACCCCCCAUUUGAAAUAUGGUUCAUAUGGGUUUUCGCGCCCUUGCGAAAAGCAUGCAAGCCUAGUCUGGCGGAUAAAGUUCAAGGAAAUUCGUAAGGAGUGGAAGGCCCGCAAAAAGGAGGAAGAGGCUGCGCGCAAGGCAGACGAGGAACGCCAGCGCCAAGCGGCCCAAAGCCAAGGGGGUUCAACCGAAGGCCAGACCGGCUCCGACGUAUCUCAAUCAUCCAACGGCUACGCGGGAGCCCGUGGCGCCGUACAGUUGCCCCCAAUCGGCUACCAAGCAGGCCAGUACCCAGCGGCGACGUCGACUUCGGUACAGCAGCAGCCACUCCCCGAUUAUAACGCCAGCUAUAUGCAAAGCUACCAGCCGGCCUCGCCCUAUGGAGGGUCCAACCAGGCCAUGUAUAAUCAACAAGACGGCAUGGAUUCCAAGCACUUGAGAAUGUGAAGAAAGUCGUGGCUUUGGGUAUGAUGGCAAGAGGGUGGGACGGACAGUGACGACCGACGGCGAUGACAGAAGCAGCAUCUUCUGGGCCGUUCUGGAGAGUUCUGCCUAGAGUCUGACCCAGUCUGCCUUGAUGGCCUCGGACUAUUUUACAACGACACGCGCCGCAAACUCAUCAUCUAUCACACAAGACGCAACAAUGGAUCUUAGCUGGUUCCCACAAAUAAUUACAACCUCAUUAGACGAACGCCAACAUCGAAGACCACAUCGAAUACCCAGGCUACCCAAUCGUUUUAAUGUCAAACUUUCAACAAUCAUCAACAUUCUUUCUGCAUAGCAAAGGGGGGAGGGCGUUUGUACACGGCAACAUGCAUUUCGCUGGUCUCAACCACUAACCCGAGCGCCACUGCUGUGAGGGUUUAUUGUAUCAUUGCAUACGAUCUUAUAAGAGGUUUCGCACGCGCGAUACUUUUUAGUCCCUAAUGUCUUUGGGGGGUGUUUGCUUCCUUUUUUUUUUAUUUUCUGUCUGCCUUAUUUGUUUUCUCUUUUUGUUUUUGUUUCGUUUCGCUUAUGGUGUUUGUUUCUGGCAGCUUCUUUGGAACCAUUAUUUUUUUCUUCUUGUUUUCCACUGGAGAAAGCAUCUGUUUAUAGGAUGCAUGGGGGAUUGAAACGGUCGGGAUGGGUAGAGUUUGAUGGGAUGGAUGAUAUAAAGGUUUUGAAGCAGGAAGCAAACCAGGCCCAGCUGAACGGAAGUGGUUGGAGUAAGUGCACUGAAAGCGCUUUAGCAGCAAUUACAGUAAUAAACGGGCUUGGAUUCAUUACAUGGUCUGGGUAACCCUCUGAGUUACUCACGGCGUUGGUGUACAUGCACAAGGGCGAAUAAAAAAUUAUUCGAAGUUUGGAAGGGGAGCUAUUUUGCUUGCAGAUUCCUUUGAUUCCUCGACAUAACAUUCGUGGAGAUGGCAUGAUAGACAGACGGAUGGAAAACAGGGCUGCAGAAGUGGGAAUGGCGAGCACGGCCAGGAAACACUGCAUUUUCCCAUCGUCGGUGUGAACGGCUGCAGUGGACUGACAAGGUACCCAG